AUGACUCCCUCUGACCUCGCCCGCUCUGCCUGCCCCCAUCCUCCUCCCUUGCCCGUCUCCGUCCCCGACCAGAGUAAUGACCUUGACCUCCCCGAUGCCGACGACUUGGAAGAUCUCAAGAUAGGCACUCACAAGAGGCAGGAUUCAUUCAGCUCACAGGCUCAUUCUCGCUCCAGCAGCGUCGGAGGCGCCUCGUUCGGCUCCAUCGAGGAAGAUAACACCGGAAUCGCGCAGUCCUUCGUUGACACCAAAGAGAGUAACCCGGCCAGUGACCAGACGCAUACCGCUGACUGCUCGGCCGUCAAGGCACAGGAGCUCAAGGCGCAGGCUCCCGACUUCUGCUGCCCGUGUGGGACCUUUCGAGGAUGGAAACAGAUUCGUCUUGGAGGCAGAAAGCAGAGCAGAAGCUACAGCGACCUACGCUUUCUCGGAGGAACCCAGGCGAGAGGAUGGGCGUGGGAGGAAGACGUCCCAGAGCUGGCACCGCCCAAGGUCCAGAAACAGGAGCAGCUGGCUCUUCAGAGAGUGAUCAAGCGAGCCUGUCUCGAGAAACUACCCGUUGAGAUACUGGAUGAGAUCAUAUCAUAUCUUGCUCUGGAUAUCCCACCAAACGGAUAUACUCCUCGCAAUGUCGACCUGAUCUCCUGUCUCCUGACAUGCAGGACUCUGCACUCUGCCACCCUGGGCGUGCUAUACCGGCACAUCACCAUCCCUCACUCGAUCAUCUUCUCCAAGGCUCUGAACCAUAUUCGCCAGUAUCCAUCUCUGGGCACAAUCGUUCGACGGCUGGACUUCUCGCACUUUACCUCCGUCGGUCUCGGGCGCACUCAGCAGAUGAACGUCGAGAUCCAGAACCUCACUGCAAAGACCCUCCUUCAGUGUCUGGACCUGCUGCCAAACCUCAAGGAGCUGCUACUCCAGGAGCACGUCGAAGACGAUGUAGACGGUGAUGUUGUGCGCAAGAUCUUCAUCAGCAAGACUCUCCUCCGAGCAAUCGAUUUCUGCGGCUGUUCGUCUUCGAAAUUCUCCUCUGGCUUCCUCAGUGCCGUCACCCAGGAGCCUAAAUUCCCUAUCGUCCUACCCAGUCUUCGUCGUCUAUCUCUCCACGAAUGUACCGGUUUACCGGACGAAGUGUUCCAGUCUCUUCUCCCACGUCUCGUCAACCUAACCCACCUCGACGUCGCUCACACCCAGAUAAGCAACAGCACACUCUUCCUGAUCCCGUACACCGCGCAAAUCACCCACCUCAACAUCUCACGAUGCACAAAACUCACCGGUCCCGAGGUCGUCAAGUUCCUUACCACCCAUCCAGCAGUGACACAUACGCUCGUCUACCUCAACCUGAUGGUCGACGCUUCUCGCCAUCGUAUCCUCGAGGAAGCAGAUGUGCCAAACCUCCUACCACACCUCACUCCAACCCUCCGUUCUCUAAACCUCGGUGGUGCCCGCAUCACAUCCGCCCACAUGCCGGACCUCCUCAAACUCUCCAAACACCUUGAAGAACUCGGUCUAUCCUCCGCAGACCUCACAAUCGAUGAUCUGAAUUCCUUCUUCGCUCCUCCACCACAAUCUGCUAACGGCACACCUGCCACCUCUACCUGGCAACCCUCUCACCUCCGCUAUCUCGACCUGACCCGCAACCCGUACCUGACUCAGGCGGCCUUGUUCAACACCAAAUCCUGUCUGCUCAUAACCCCGCAGAGCUACCCCUUGCUGGUCAUCGAGUUGAGCGAGCGAAUCAUUGCACCUCUACGCACUCGCAGCAAGUCUAGCAAUAACCGGAACGGAUGGGUAGUUCGUGAGCUCGGUAGGAGAGGUUGGUAUGUUCGCGAGCCAAGUGGCGAUCCUGCAAUGCCUGUGGAUGACGGGCAGAGAAGCUGGAAGAUGGGAGCUCAUUGGUGGGGGACCAGGAAGAUUCCUGUCGCUAUAGGUGAUGUUGGUGGUAUCUACGGACAUUACAUGUUCAAGAAGUGA
Messenger RNA from Arthroderma uncinatum, 1974 nucleotides. RefSeq names its product leucine Rich Repeat domain-containing protein. Gene Ontology annotation, biological process: SCF-dependent proteasomal ubiquitin-dependent protein catabolic process. The transcript has 2 exons. The record is from RefSeq and is a predicted model, not a curated record. Bases 1 to 1974 code for a protein of 657 amino acids. Lineage: Eukaryota; Fungi; Ascomycota; Eurotiomycetes; Onygenales; Arthrodermataceae. Gene Ontology annotation, cellular component: SCF ubiquitin ligase complex.